Molecule: messenger RNA, 1689 nt
Organism: Gracilinanus agilis (Agile Gracile Mouse Opossum)
Lineage: Eukaryota; Metazoa; Chordata; Mammalia; Didelphimorphia; Didelphidae
Product: tubulin gamma-1 chain
Exons: 11
Coding region: 30-1445 (471 amino acids)
Biological process (GO): mitotic cell cycle; meiotic spindle organization; cytoplasmic microtubule organization
Cellular component (GO): nucleus; cytoplasm; microtubule
Molecular function (GO): GTP binding; structural constituent of cytoskeleton
Source: RefSeq, a predicted model, not a curated record
AGGUAACUGAAUCUUGGGAACGGAGAACCAUGCCGCGGGAGAUCAUCACCCUGCAGCUGGGCCAGUGCGGCAACCAGAUUGGGUUUGAAUUCUGGAAACAGCUCUGCGCUGAGCAUGGCAUUAGCCCAGAGGGAAUCGUGGAAGAAUUUGCCACUGAAGGCACAGACCGAAAGGACGUCUUUUUCUACCAGGCAGAUGAUGAACACUACAUCCCAAGGGCUGUGCUGCUGGACCUGGAACCUCGUGUGAUUCACUCCAUUCUCAACUCUCCCUAUGCCAAACUCUAUAAUCCUGAGAAUAUUUACUUAUCUGAACAUGGUGGAGGAGCUGGUAACAAUUGGGCCAGUGGCUUCUCACAGGGGGAAAAGAUUCAUGAAGACAUCUUUGACAUCAUAGACCGAGAGGCAGAUGGCAGUGACAGCCUAGAGGUGGGAGCCUGUCAUGAGGAAAGAGGGAAUGAAAAAAACACUGGUAGGGUUGGGAAGGGAGGCUUUGUCUUGUGUCAUUCUAUUGCUGGGGGAACAGGCUCUGGUCUGGGAUCUUACCUUCUAGAGCGUCUGAAUGACAGGUAUCCCAAGAAGCUGGUACAGACAUACUCAGUAUUUCCCAAUCAAGAUGAGAUGAGUGAUGUUGUUGUACAGCCAUACAAUUCACUGCUUACCCUCAAGCGACUGACACAGAAUGCAGAUUGUGUGGUGGUACUGGACAACACAGCCCUGAAUCGAAUUGCUACAGACCGCCUGCACAUCCAGAACCCAUCCUUCUCCCAGAUUAACCAGUUGGUAUCCACCAUCAUGUCGGCCAGCACUACCACCCUGCGCUACCCUGGCUACAUGAACAAUGAUCUCAUCGGCCUUAUCGCCUCCCUCAUCCCUACACCCAGGCUCCACUUCCUCAUGACUGGAUAUACCCCACUCACCACUGACCAGUCGGUGGCCAGCGUAAGGAAGACAACAGUGCUGGACGUGAUGCGUCGGCUGCUGCAGCCCAAGAACGUGAUGGUGUCCACAGGCCGGGAUCGCCAGACCAACCAUUGCUACAUUGCCAUCCUCAACAUUAUCCAGGGAGAGGUAGACCCCACCCAGGUCCACAAGAGCCUGCAAAGGAUCCGGGAACGAAAGUUGGCCAAUUUCAUCCCCUGGGGCCCUGCAAGCAUCCAGGUGGCGCUGUCUCGGAAGUCGCCCUAUCUGCCAUCUGCCCAUCGAGUCAGUGGACUCAUGAUGGCCAACCACACCAGUAUCUCCUCUCUGUUUGAGAGAACAUGCCGCCAGUAUGAUAAACUUCGGAAGCGAGAGGCCUUCCUGGAGCAGUUCCGCAAGGAGGACAUCUUCAAGGACAACUUUGAUGAGCUGGACACAUCGAGGGAGAUUGUGCAGCAGCUCAUCGAUGAGUAUCACGCUGCCACCAGGCCUGACUACAUCUCCUGGGGUACCCAGGAACAGUGACCUGAUUACUCCAAGGACAGUGGCCUUUAUUUACCUGCUGUGCCUCUGUGAUAGCCUACCUGGUCAUCUUUCUGCCCCAAGGGCUCUGAGGAUGAAGCAUAGGAGAGGCAUCCCUGAUUUCAUUCAUUCACUCACUCUAGUAUGGAUGGAUGUAGACAUCCAUGUGUACACACACACACGGCAGUAGCCUUUGCUCUGGCUUAAUUAUCGAUGAGACUUUAUCUUUAAUAAAGCACUGGAUGUA